AUGCCCGAAGUCGCUGAAGAGGUCGAAAAGGCGCCUAGUGCCCCGGACGCCAAAGUCCAAGGCCAGCAGGAGAUGGAAUAUCCAGGCAUGAUGAAGCGAGCUCUUAUUAUGGUUUCUGUCUACCUCUCGGUCUUUCUCAUUACCUUGGACCAAAAUAUUAUCUCGACGGCUAUUCCCAAAAUCACCGAUGAAUUUCACUCCCUCGACGACAUCAGCUGGUAUGGAACGGCAUACUUGAUGACCAUGUGCACCUUUCAGCUGCUCAUGGGCAAAGUAUACAAACAAUAUCCCGUUAAACCCGUCUUUAUGGCCGGAGUAUUUCUUUUCGAAGUCGGAUCCGCCAUUUGUGGCGCCGCACCCUCAUCCGCCGUCUUCAUCCUGGGUCGUGCCGUCGCUGGCCUCGGUGGCUCGGGCAUGAUCACCGGCACAAUGGUCAUCAUGUCACACACAUUGCCUCUACAGCAGCGACCUGCCUGGCAGGGUGCCUUUGGUGCCAUCUUUGCCAUUGCUUCAGUCAUUGGUCCUCUCGUCGGCGGUGCCUUCACGAACAACGUUACCUGGAGAUGGUGCUUCUAUCUCAAUCUCCCCGUCGGAGCGGUGUCCCUUCUUGUAACACUCCUCAUUCUGCAAGUCCCCAACCAAAAGCUGGAGCCUCGUGCCGACACAUUCGUCGGCAGAGUGAAGCAGCUUGAUAUAUUUGGCAGCCUCAUCUCUUUCCCGGCCAUCAUCUGUUUGGUUCUCGCUCUUCAGUGGGGUGGCACCACAUAUGCUUGGGACAAUGUUCGUAUUAUUGUUCUUCUUGUCCUUACUGGCAUCCUUUGGAUCAGUUUUAUUGGAGUUCAAGUUUGGAAAAAGGAGGCUGCUACUGUACCCCCUCGCAUUGUCAAAAACCGAAGCGUCCUCGGAGCCAUGUGGUUUGCUCUUUUCAACAACGCUAGCAUGAUGGUGAUGGUCUACUAUCUCCCUAUCUGGUUCCAGGCAAUCAAGGGUGUGGACGCCAUCAAGUCCGGUAUCAUGCUACUGCCCACAAUCUUGGGGACAGUUAUAGGCUCAAUUUCCUCUGGUUUCAUCAUUAGCAAGGUUGGCUACUACGCACCGUUCUUUAUCCUGAGUGCCAUCCUCAUGCCCGUUGGCGCUGGCCUUCUCACAACCCUCAACAUUGACACUGGUGCCGGUGAAUGGAUCGGCUAUCAGGUCUUAUUUGGUCUUGGCGUCGGCUUUGGCAACCAGCAACCACUCAACGUCGUACAGACGGUGCUCGACCGCCCUGAUGUUCCCGUCGGGUCUGCUGUCAUCGUCUUCCUCCGAUUUCUGGGCUCCUCUCUUGCUCUCCCUAUUGCACAGAGCGUCUUCCUCAACCACUUGGUGGCUGACCUGACAAAUCUAUCUUCAGUCAACCCUGAAGAUAUCGUCAAAGGUGGCGUGACAGAUCUAAGGAACCUCGUUCGUCCCGAUCAACUUUCUCUUCUCCUGAGAGAUUACAAUAGCGCCAUCAUCAAUGUCUUCUAUAUCGUCACGGCUACUAGUAGCUUGAUGGUAUUUUCUUGCUUCUUCAUCGAAUGGAAGACAGUCAGGCCUAAGAAGUAA
This is a messenger RNA of Pochonia chlamydosporia 170, 1587 nucleotides long. Its product is annotated as major facilitator superfamily transporter. Lineage: Eukaryota; Fungi; Ascomycota; Sordariomycetes; Hypocreales; Clavicipitaceae. The transcript has 2 exons. Gene Ontology annotation, molecular function: transmembrane transporter activity. The record is from RefSeq and is a predicted model, not a curated record. The coding region runs from base 1 to 1587 and encodes 528 amino acids. Gene Ontology annotation, biological process: transmembrane transport.